This is a messenger RNA of Amyelois transitella, 2572 nucleotides long. Its product is annotated as HMG box-containing protein 4. NCBI's taxonomy places the organism in Eukaryota, Metazoa, Arthropoda, Insecta, Lepidoptera, Pyralidae. The record is from RefSeq and is a predicted model, not a curated record. Bases 131 to 1174 code for a protein of 347 amino acids. The transcript is spliced from 10 exons.
CGUCUUCGGUAGAGCUGUUCGUUUCGUGAUAUUUCUAAUUUUCUAUGCGUAAUUCCAAGAAUCCGAAUUGUUUCUUUACAAAGUUGGCUAAUAAUAAGGACAGUAUAUCUAACGAAAUACUUGAUUGAAAAUGCAAGACGAUUUAGAAGUCACGGGUAUCUCAAGGAGCGGUCGAGUCAGGAAGAAAAGCUCCAAAUUGAUGGAUUUCGAGUCACCUGAUGAUAUAGAGGCGAGGUACCGGAGGCAGACCCCAGUCAAGUCGUUCAUGGGGUUCAAGCAAGAAGAGACUGCCGAUUUUCAGCAAGAGCCUCCACCUGCAAGGCCUAUGGAAGAUGCGGGCGCAGCUACUGCAUCAGGCAGUGAAUCUGAUUAUUAUGAGAACAAUGGAGAAAAUGUUGAGAGUAUGGAAUCAGACAGCUCGGUGUCAGAUGAUGGCUCUGCUCGGACUCCAGCCAACUCCCUCUACAUGAUGGAGAAGAAUAACAAGAAGAAGUUGAUAGUCAAGGAUGGCAGGGUCGUGGGCCGGGCUAAAGCUCAGAGGAAAGAUAAGGGCAAAACCCGUAUCACAGCGUACAUGCUGUGGGCCAAGGAGGCCCGUAACGAGCUGCUGAGGAAGCACCCCGACAUGGACUUUUCAGCCAUCUCCAAACGUCUCGGGGAAAUGUGGGCCAAUGUAAACUACAACGAGCGGUACUCGUGGCGUCGCAAGGCCAAGCGGUACGCCAUACAGAAUGAGAAGCAGGCCAAUCAGCUGAACAAGAUCAUCUCGAAUCCAAACGUUCGCAGCGCCCACCCCGGGCCGGGCCGGCCGCCCGCCAGGGGCAAGCCGAGCCCCCCCGCACCUGCGCCGGCGCCGCAGGCUGCUGUGACUAGUAUCGCCGCGCGAGUUGAGCAGACUGCCCCCGGGGCGGGGCGCGCGCCCGGCUGCGGCGCCGCCGACACCGCCGCGCACCUGCGGCUGCUGGGGGAGAGCCUCGCCAUCAUCGGGCAGCGGCUCAAGGAGCACGAGGGCCAGAUAGCGGUGUCGGGCUCGCUGUCGGUGCUGCUGGACACGCUGCUGUGCUCGCUGGCGCCGCUGCUGUGCGUGGCGCGCGCGCUGCCGCCCGUGGCGCCGCCCGCGCGCCUGCUGCAGGCCACGCUGCAGGACAUCGCCUACAUCAUGCCCGGCCUCUGAAUAUACUGUUAGUGCUGCAGGACAUCGCCUACGUCAUGCCCGGCCUCUAGGCCCGUGGAGCGCCGCGGCGUGAUCGCUAUGAAUAUACCUGUUUGUUUGUAAUAUCUUUAUUGCAAUAGGCCUGUGUCGUAAAUUUCAAGAAUAGCUUAUUUCGAUACUUUAGUGUUUGUUUUACCCCAAGAAUAUAAUAUUUCAUGAUAAAAAUUAUAUUUAAAACACAUAUUUUAAGUUUAAAACUAAAAAUAUUUUUAAUCUGACGUAAAAACACAGGAAAGUGUCAUGGCGUCGUGAAUGACGACACAUAGUGGCAAGCGAUUGUGUUCACUUACGGCAAAAGUUGUUUUGUUUAAAUAAAAAUGGAAACUUCGUAUUUUAAAAAUUGAAUAGUGCACCAGUGUCCAAUAACAAGUAUAAAAACUUCGACUAAAAUAUUGAUACGUGUUCCGGUGAACCAAAAAAUGCGAAGAAAGUAGUUAAAGCUGGGAUGGUGCUCAUUGUUUGUUUAUCAACAACAUCGAGAAUGUAUUCUAUGAAGAUCAUUUCGGCAUAAGAAUGAUAAAAUAUAAAGUAGUGACAACAUAUUCAACUUGUACAUCUAAAGAACAACCAAAGCUUUAUUUGUUUUAAAACAACAAUGCAACAUUUGUUUUGAGGUUACAUUGUCUCAAAUUUGUAUUAUGUUAAAACACAGCCUUUAUAUUUAAUACUAACCUCAAAAUCUAUUAAUUGGUGUACAUUUCUUCAAAUAAUAAUUGACUGCGUGCUAAAGUGAAAUACAAGUGAAAUUUAUAAUAAGCAGUAUUUAAGUAUUGUUUAGGUAUACUUACAUAGAAAUUUUAACAUUACGAAAUUCCGAUGAACAAACGUCUGUGUUCGACGCGAAAACAUUAUAAGCAUAACAGCGUAAAUUUUAGGUAAAUUAUUGCUGUUCGCUUUUCUAAAUCCAAGUUCCAUGGCAGUUUAUGCUAGUAUUAUUCUAUGUAGGUAGAAAUAACACUCUCAAGUUAUCGAAAAAUGAUAUUAACAGAAAUUAAACAAAGUUACUUGUGCUGUUGUAUUAAAAAUUUGACCAAGCCUCAACAACAACUAUGACGCAUAUCACCAUGUGACGUAAUACGUUCUGAUUGGCGUUCACAGCCAGAGGGGACCGGGGGGAAAUUUAUUUGAUUUUAAUUUGUAAAAAUAACAAUAAUCUUAAAUUUUUAUGUGGAAUUCUUUCGGUUUUCCUUGUUUAAAUAUAACAAUUUACGCCUAGAAACAUUCAUCCAUUGGUUUCAUUGUUAGUGGACACAAGCCUAUUUACACAGUAACGAGACAAUAGUACAUGUAUUUAACUACGUCGUGUACGGAGUUUAGGGAGGUUGGUUGUAAUUGAUAUAAAUAAACAAUAUUAUCGUA